AUGUAUGCCUUCUACUCGCUCCUGGUCUACAUCUUUUACACCCUCUUUCGAAGGGAUGGGGAGGGAGCGGCUGCAGCAGCUCACACCGAGGACCCCUCGCAGGGUGCUGGCUCCCUCCCCACAAGUAGCCGCCGCCGCUGCCGCCGCCGACCACAACAAGAUCUCUGGACUGAGCUAAAUGGCCUAGACAGUUCCUCAGACCCAGACUCUGAGAAAGACAGGGAUGGGAAACAGGAGGCAACAGCUGAGGGAGCUGCAGGCAGCUCCCCAGAGGUCUCUCUGGAAGAAGCCAUCACCCACCUGGCUGAAUUCCUGUCUCUUCAGUUGGGGACAGGUGAAGGCUGGACAAGGUCUCUGGACCCAGACAAGGCUCCCCUGCUGCUGACACUGACUGGGCAGCUCCUGGCAGUGGUAGCCUGGCUGCAAGGGCCAGGUGAGAAUCGAACCCCAAGGCUCCAGCAUGGCCUCCAGCAUCAGCUUUCUGGAUCCCAGCAGACCAGGGCCCCAGCCCCUGCUACAACUCCAACUUCAUCUUCAGGAGGGCAGCCCUUAGCCCCAGAUGGCCUAAGGGUAGCCAUGAGGGGUGAGCCUAAGGGGCAAUCCCAGCAGAGGGAAGAGGAACAUAGAGACUGGCAGUGGCUGGAAGAGACCACCCUUGGGCAGAUAGAGGAAUUGAAGCAACAGCUAGAACACCAGGAGGAGGAACUGAGCCGACUUCGGCUAGGAGUGGGGGUAACAGACUCUGAGAAGCGGAUUCAGCACCUGACAUUGGAAAAUGAGGCCCUGAAACAGAGCCUGAGCCUUACCAGGGACCUGCUGCUCCAGUGGGGGCCUGGGACCCUUGUCCGGACUCCCUCCCCUGCCCAGGAGGAAGCAGAGGUCCUGGUGGAGCUUAGGAGUCGGCUGAGAGAAACUGAAGAGUCAACAGAGACCCUCAGGGCCCAGCUAGGGGUACAGGAAGGGCAGCUGUGGGAGCUUCAGGGGGCCCUCCAAGAGCUGCAGCUCGAGGCAGCUGCCCAGGAGUCUGAGCGAAGGAACAAGAGGGAGCUGAGGCAGAUCCUGAGCCAACUGGCAGGACUUCAAGGGCACAUAGUUGCCUUGCGCCGGGGCUGCGGAGACCUUCGAGGGCUGGUCAUUGCCUUUACCCAGAACUACCAGGGGGCUCUGAAGGAGGCCCAAGGACAGGUGUGCUGGGCCUUGGGGGAGCUGUCAGGCAGUCAGUGGGGAAGGAGAGUUCCUGAAAAGCGAAAGAAACCCAGAAGAGCCUAUCAGGGCCGACUGCUGGAGCUCAGAGGGAACAUCAGAGUGCUGUGCAGGCUGAAGCCAGGGAGCCCUGGGAACCUGCUGAAUGUGAACCCAGGUCCUGGGGGCACAAUCACUGCUAACUACCGAGGACGCCAGCGUCACUUCCGCCUAGACCGUGUAUUCCCACCUGAUGCCACCCAAGAGGAGGUGUUUAGGGAGCUAGAACCUGCUGUGCUGUCCUGUCUCCAAGGUUAUAGUGUCUGCAUUUUCACCUAUGGCCAAACUGGGACGGGCAAGACCUACAGCAUGGAGGGUCCUCCGGAGGACCCAGGCAUCGCCCCAAGAGCCCUGCAGUCACUCUUCCGGGAGAUGGGGGAACAGGGAGGGCCAGCACAGCCCCGUGUGACAGUCAGCAUGGUAGAGAUCUACAAUGAGGCUGUGAGGGAUCUCCUAGCCUCGGGACCCCCUGAGCGCCUUACAGUGCGUCAGGGACCAGAGGGCUGUGGAGGAAUCCAUGUGCCUGGCCUCACCUGCUGGGAUGUGUCUGAUUUAAGGGCUCUGCACAAGAUGCUGAAUCUGGGGAGGCGAAACCGAGCCACAGCUGCCACCCACAUGAAUGAGCACAGCUCUCGUUCCCAUGCCCUGGUCACCCUGACGCUGACCACUGCCCCCCCUCCUCAUGGCCCAGGAACUGCAGGGACGCUACACCUGGUGGACCUGGCAGGCUCUGAGCGGGUGUGGAAGGCAGUGAUGACGGAGUCCAGUGGCAGAGCUGGGGUCCGAGGCCGGAGGCUGCGGGAAGCACAGACCAUCAACCGCUCGCUGCUGGCCCUGGGCGGCGUGAUGGCGGCCCUCCGAGCACGCCAGCCCCACGUCCCCUUUCGAGACUCCCAGCUCACCCGGCUGCUGCAGCCCGCGCUGGGGCCGGGAGCCACAGCUGUAAUGCUGGUGCAGAUCUCACCUCGCCCAGAGGAUGUGGGGGAGACGGUGUGCUCCCUGAAGUUCGCUGAACGGGUGAGCCAAGUGGAGCUGGGACCCGCCCGUCGCCACAAGACCCCACCUUCGGGGACCCCGACGUCACCAAGCGCUGGGGGCACCCCUUCCUUGGGGACCCCUACUACACCUGGCCCUGAGGGGAUCUCCCCACAAGCAGAGCAGCCCUCUCCCUCUGGGGGACUCCCUCCUGUGUAA
Molecule: messenger RNA, 2436 nt
Organism: Vombatus ursinus (common wombat)
Lineage: Eukaryota; Metazoa; Chordata; Mammalia; Diprotodontia; Vombatidae
Gene: KIFC2
Product: kinesin family member C2
Exons: 18
Coding region: 1-2436 (811 amino acids)
Biological process (GO): microtubule-based movement
Molecular function (GO): microtubule binding; ATP binding; microtubule motor activity
Source: RefSeq, a predicted model, not a curated record